GUUCUAGAGUCUUGUCCAGCUCUGAUUAAGUCCCGUACUACGUCUUCUUCUGUUUGCCUUCAGUCCAUUUUCCUAUAGGUUUCUCAGUCAUAUUUCUUGUUUGAUCAUUUUUGAAUUAUUACUAUCCUAAAACUAGUAGGUUAGUUGUUAUCUUGAUAGGUUUAUGUGGUCCGUAUCUCAAAACAUCCAUAUAUAUUUAUUUUUGUUGGUUUAACAACCCUGAUAUCGCAAAUGUGAACGAUAUUUGAAAUCAUUGUUCGGAUUUAUUUCAAUUUUAUGAUCGCAAAUACCUGUAUUACUAUGUUUACGUUAUUGCAAAUCAUUUAUCAUGGAAUUUUACUGUGUAAAAGGUUUUAUUUUAAAUUCAACAACUGUUUUAUUAUUUGGACAUAGAUUUUUUAAAUUUAGUUUGUUAGAAUCUUUUAACACCUAUGAAGUUUCUUGCUUUAGUAACCAUGUAUGCUUUGGCUGCUGCCAAACAUGAAAAAUAUAUCGGGUUGGUAUCAUCUGAUGAUCUUAUAGAAUCGUAUAGUUCUGCAGUUGUCUUAAAAUUAAGCGUAAGAUUCACCAUGACUACAAAAGGACACUUGAAAUAACACCGCCAUUCACAUAACCGCUUAUGUAAUAAUGAACAAAUUCGGAGGCGACCAAUGAACAAUGUCUGCUAUGACAAAAAUACUCCAUUAGCAAUUGAACUUAAAACUGUCAUAAAAAAUCGUAAGCAAACAAUAUCUAGUAGAAGUUUAUUAUCCAUUGAAAUUGAUUCUAGAUGGAAAACAUACAUCGUGAAUACCACUACUGAGGAACAGGUUAUUAAAUUGGUCUCUACUGGCACUAAACUCGGAAUAGACUUCUUAACUACCCCGAAUUUGAAGGAAGAAGGACUUCUUCUAGUGGAUCCAAAACAGCAAGAAGAAUUAACCAAAAGUUUGAUUGCAUUAGGCAUACAGUACAGGACUCACGCAGACAAUAUUAAAUCAUUGCUGGAUCACGACGACUUUCUGAUUAAAGAGCGGAAUAAAUCUAUAGCUCUAAGAGGCCACACUUUUAUGCCUUAUGACAAUUAUCAACCAUUAGACGUGAUUUACAACUUUAUGGAUACAAUUGCCAGUAAGUUCCCCACGACGACCAAAUUGGUAAGAAACGCAUUCUCUUUCGAUAGACGUCCAAUCAAAUAUAUGAAAAUUUCGAACACUAACUUUCAAGAUGAAAAGAAACCAGUCAUCUUAAUCGAUGGUGGAAUACAUGCUAGGGAAUGGAUCGCACCUCCUGUUGUAACUUGGAUUAUCAGGAAGCUGACUGAAGGUCUAAAUGAGCGUCAUCUUCUUGAUGAACAGGAUUGGAUCCUCGUGCCUGUUGUCAACCCUGACGGCUACGAUUAUACUUUUACUCAGGACCGCUACUGGCGGAAAACUCGCUCCACGAAUACCCAUCAUAACGCCAGAAGAUGUCCAGGUGUUGACAGCAAUCGAAACUUUGCUCACUUUUGGAAUACCAGUGACACCAGCAGUGAUCCCUGCUCCUUAAUUUACCCUGGGAAUUACGCCUUUUCUGAACUUGAAACUAGUCUCAUCCGGGACAUACUCCAACAAUACCGUAGUCGCAUUGUUUUGUAUAUCAACUUGCACAGUUUUGGAAGCAUGAUUUUGUAUCCAUGGCUUCAUGACGGUUCUAGGUCUAGACGGGCUCAUUAUCUUCAUCUGGUAGGUACUGCUAUGGCCGAUGCUAUUCAUUAUCAUUCGUUACAUCACUUCCCUGGAUACAGAGUUGGUAAUGGAGCUACAAUUUUAUACGGUGCUUCUGGCAGUGGGGUCGACUACGCUCACUCUCUUGGGAUUCCUUUGGCGUAUGCUUUUGAGCUGCCUGGUCUUUCUGAAAGCAAUCACGGCUUCAACCUAGAACCCAGAUAUAUUAAGCAAGUUUGCUUGGAGACUUGGGCUGGUAUAAAAGUGGGUGUGAAGCAGGCUACGAAGUUAUUCAGAAAAGAUUAUUUAUAAUUAGUUUUAGAAUGUUUGUAAAUUAAUAAUAAUCAUGUUACAGAAAA
This is a messenger RNA of Helicoverpa zea (corn earworm), 2044 nucleotides long. RefSeq names its product carboxypeptidase B-like. Gene Ontology annotation, biological process: proteolysis. The transcript has 4 exons. Gene Ontology annotation, molecular function: zinc ion binding; metallocarboxypeptidase activity. Lineage: Eukaryota; Metazoa; Arthropoda; Insecta; Lepidoptera; Noctuidae. The record is from RefSeq and is a predicted model, not a curated record. Bases 651 to 1997 code for a protein of 448 amino acids.